Danio aesculapii is the source of this 3156-nucleotide messenger RNA. It is a transcript of the gene tmc2b, whose product is annotated as transmembrane channel-like 2b. Gene Ontology annotation, cellular component: plasma membrane. Lineage: Eukaryota; Metazoa; Chordata; Actinopteri; Cypriniformes; Danionidae. Gene Ontology annotation, molecular function: mechanosensitive monoatomic ion channel activity. Bases 94 to 2961 code for a protein of 955 amino acids. The transcript is spliced from 20 exons. The record is from RefSeq and is a predicted model, not a curated record. Gene Ontology annotation, biological process: vestibular reflex; detection of mechanical stimulus involved in sensory perception of sound.
AAAGCACCUGUUAACAGAGACCCACUGACAGUCAGGUGUGCCAUCAGCACUAGAUGCUCCGCAAGUCUCAAUAGCAUAACUUAUACUGGCAAGAUGCCUCGCAGAAAAAGUGAUAUUGAGAUAACCAUGGACGAUGUUGGGAUGGAAAUGGAUGCAGAAGUUGAUAGUGGAAGUGAUGUGGACUCAAAAAGAAGAGCAAAAGGCAGGAAUAAACCGAAGCCUGCAGCGCGAGGAAGGAAAGCCAAACCAGCAGACAGUGUGGAGGAGAGCGAAGAAGAGGAGGAUGAAUCUCCGCGCAAGAGGAGAGGCCGGAGGAAGAAGCAAGAAGAUGAGGACGAGAGUGAGGAAGAACAGAAAGGAAGAAGAAAGAAAGCUGUCAAUUCCAGGAAGAGAACAGCCAAGAAAGAAGAGUCAGAGGAGGAGAGCGAAGAGGAAAAAGGAAAUAAAAGAAGAGGAGGGAGAAAAGGAGCAACUAAGAAGGACAAAGAGGAGGAGAAUAACAAGGAGAAGAAAGGGAAUAGCAAAGCCGGAGGAAAAGGAAGUAAUGAUAAACAGGAUGAUAAGGAUAAAGAUAAGAAAAAGAACAAAGGCAAAAACAGCAGCAGUUCAUCAUCGGACAACAAUUCAGAUGACGAGUCUAUGUCUGAAGGAGAGAUGGCCCGACUAAAAGAGGAGGUGGAAGAAAAGAAAAAGCUGAUAGCAACACUUAGGAACAAACCCUGGCGCAUGAAGAGGAGACUCAAGUGCUUGAAAGAAGCACAGGAGUUUGUGGAGAAGUUUGAAGGAGCUUUGGGCAAAGGAAAGGGGAGGAGGCUGUAUGCAUUUAAAGUCAUGAUGACCAAGAAAUUAAUCAAAUUCAAUAGAGACUUUGAAAACUUCAAGACAGCUUGCAUUCCCUGGGAGAGUCGGAUAAAAGAAGUGGAAAGUCAUUUUGGAUCAUCUGUUGCCUCCUACUUUAUUUUCUUGCGGUGGAUGUAUGGACUAAACCUCGUUCUCUUCGGCUUCAUGUUUGGACUUGUGGUUAUUCCAGAGUUAUUAAUGGGCAUCCCUUACGGCUCUAUUCCCAGAAAAACAGUCCCCAGAGAGGAGCAGAGUUCGGCCAUGGACUUCUCUGUGCUAUUUGAGUUUGGAGGUUAUUGCAAGUACUCCAUUCUGUUUUAUGGUUUCUACAACAACCAACGAACUAUUGGAUUCCUGCAGUUCCGGUUACCUCUGUCAUACCUUCUGGUUGGUGUUGGGAUAUUUGGCUAUAGUCUAAUGGUGGUUAUCAGAACAAUGGCCAGAAACGCCAAUGAAGGAGGAGAUGGAGGAGAUGAAGGGAACUUCACCUUUUGCUGGAAACUGUUCACUAGCUGGGAUUACCUGAUAGGAAACCCAGAGACAGCUGACAACAAGUUUGCCUCCACCACCACAAGCUUUAAGGAAUCGAUAGUGGAUGAGCAGGAAAAUCUAAAGGAUGAGAACAUUCACCUGCGCCGCUUUCUCCGUCUCUUAGCUAAUGUUCUCAUCCUGUGCUGCUUGGCUGGCAGUGGAUACCUCAUCUACGCUGUUGUUAAAAGAUCACAAGACUUUGCGAAAAGGGACAGAAAUGAAUUGACAUGGCUUCAAAAAAAUGAGGUUGAAAUUGUAAUGUCGCUGCUGGGCUUGGUAUGUCCGCCUUUGUUUGAGGCUAUAGCUGAGCUUGAAGACUAUCACCCUCGAAUCGCAUUAAAGUGGCAGCUGGGCAGAAUCUUUGCCCUCUUUCUGGGCAACCUGUACACUUUUCUGUUUGCCCUUUUUGAUGAAGUCAAUGGAAAGCUGGAAAACGAGAAGCAGAUCAAAAAUCAAACCGUCUGGGCUCUUAAAGAAUACUAUGCCAAUUACACCUUACAGUACAACGUCACAGAAAACAUUCCCCCUCCAAACAUCGCUCCUGCUGAUGUCAUUAGGGGGCCUUGCUGGGAAACAGAAGUAGGCAUUGAGUUUGUGAAGCUCACUGUAUCUGACAUCCAGGUGACAUAUCUGACCAUCCUGAUAGGUGACUUUCUACGAGCCUUGAUUGUUAGAUUCCUCAACUAUUGCUGGUGUUGGGAUCUGGAAGCUGGAUUUCCAUCUUAUGCAGAGUUUGACAUCAGCGGUAACGUACUUGGGCUCAUCUUCAACCAGGGAAUGAUCUGGAUGGGUGCCUUUUAUGCCCCUGGGCUGGUGGGCAUAAAUGUGCUGCGUCUGCUGAGCUCUAUGUAUUACCAGUGCUGGGCAGUAAUGGCCUGUAACGUUCCCCAUGAGAGAGUGUUCAAGGCCUCACGCUCGAAUAACUUCUACAUGGGAUUACUGCUGCUUGUCCUCUUCCUCAGUCUCAUGCCUGUGAUCUACUCCAUUAUGACCCUACCACCGUCUUUUGACUGUGGGCCCUUCAGUGGCAAAGAUAAGAUGUAUGAUGUCAUCACGGAGACAAUAGACAAGGAUUUGCCACCGUUUAUGGCCGACAUCUUCAGUUAUGCAUCCAACCCAGGCCUCAUCAUUUCUGUAGUCUUGCUCAUGGUCUUGGCUAUUUAUUACCUGAAUGCUGUCUCCAAAGCCUAUCAAAAUUCCAACUUGGAGCUAAAACGCAAAAUGCAAAUGCAAAGAGAUGAGGAGAAGAACAGGAGAAACAACAAGGACAGCACCAAUCAGGUGAUGAAGGACCUGGAGGAUCUUCUGCCCAACAAGUCCUUGAUUCCCCCUCCAUCUGCUGAAGAGACUGAGAAACCAGCUGAACAGCCUAGCAAGUCAUCAAAGGUAACAGGCAAACCAGGCGCUGCAGCAUCCGGGAAGGGGGUUCAUGUUCAGAAAGAUGUGUCUUUGGCUGCUGCUAAUCCCAGGGCACCAGUAACCCGAGCGCCCGGUCCCAGACAACCUGGCCCUUUGCCAGGCAAUCCUCGUGGACCUCCACCAGGUCAAGGCAUGGGAAGAGGGAGAGGGGGACCACCACCACGAAGAUAGUGCUUGUAGGAUAUACAGAUGGUAAAAUAUGCUUCUCACAGCCUUUCAUAGUACUGCCAUUUGCUGCAUCUGUAAAUGCAUUCGCAGCUUUUGGAUGCUAAAGCGGUUGUUUAAACACAGGCUUAGUUGCAAGUUAUCAGGCGAAUGUAUACAAUGUGCAAGUAAUAGAUAACUUUGCCUUUGAAGUGAGCUAGA